Messenger RNA from Seminavis robusta, 1791 nucleotides. The record is from the annotation of a GenBank genome assembly. NCBI's taxonomy places the organism in Eukaryota, Bacillariophyta, Bacillariophyceae, Naviculales, Naviculaceae.
AUGGCAAUGAGAAAAGGAAUCUCGAGACGGCGCAAGAUGUUUCCCAGAGGGUAUCUUUUGGUGGCCUUGGCUCUGGGGUGUCCCUUGCAACCAUCCGAUGCAUUUUUGCUGCACCAGAAUCAUCAACCAAUCGCAUCAUUGCUACCAAAAUUGCCCCAAAGACACCACAGUGGAGGUUACUGCAAUGCGUCCACAGGCGACAAUGAAGAAGCCAGGCCAUUAUUGGAACGUCGCCAACUGUUGCAAUCGGCUGUCCUGCUGUCUUCCUGCCUUUUUCGUCCAAGGUCCGCCAAUGCUCGUGGUCUGGUGCAGUUUCCCGUUGAUUCUUCGGCACCAUUGGCCAAUACAUAUCACUUUAUGAGGGUUGGAGACACUCUGCUGGAAAAGGAUGAUAUAUGGACUACCAAUCCACUGUUCCUAACCAACCGAGAAGCUGCCCUCACUCCUACCGGUAUGGAACAAAUCCAAGCUGCCAGUGUCCAACUGGAACAGACGCAACAAACACCCACCGUCAUCAAGUACAGUUUGGCAGCCAGCUGCCUUGACACGGCUCAAAUUGUAGGAGAUAUUCUCAAUUUGGGAACAGAUAGAAUCAUCCCAGAGUUCACCUUUUUGGAUCCCAGAGGCAUUGGCCAGUGGGACAUGUACCGGUACUCGACCACAUUGCCAGCAAUUUGGGCUCUGGAUGCCAUGGAAGCAGGACCGGAGGGCAACGGUGGGAGACCUCCACAAAAUACUGACGGGACACCCAAUGAAACCUUGGCAGAUCAGGUGGUGAGAUUGCGGCAACUCAUGUCGAUACUGGAAACCUUAUAUUCUGGAGAGACAAUCCUUGUCAUCUUCCCCGAUGGUACUGGUCCAGCCUUGCUGUCGGCCAUGAUUGCCGGUAUUCCACUCAAUCGAGUCCAUGAAUUGGAAUAUGUGCCUGGAGAACUGCGAAUGGACAUUACCCAAGUCAGAACCCUCCAAUUGUGGAAAGAACGGACUGAGAACAACAAUGCGGCAGCAGGGUACCAACAAACACUGGCCAAUGGCAAAGAGGAACUUGCCAGGUUACGAGCCACGGCAACCUCGGAAACACUCAGUUUGAAGGACCAAAACGUAGAAGCGGAACGAAAAGAAAUCGAAAGAAACUAUCAAAAAGAGCAGCAAGCCAAACAAAAGAAAAAGGAACAAGAAGAAGCGAAAAAACAAAAGUUAAGAGACGAUGUAAGGGAAGAACAAGAAGCGAAAAGACAACAGUUAAGAGACGAACAAGAAGCCAGGCGGCUGGAGAGGCAACAAGGAGAAGGUUCUAUUGACGACUCUUUGAUGAGUACUACUACAAGUCCAUCGAUUGCUGCCGGUGCUGCCUUUGGGGUGGUUGGCCUGGCGGGAAUGCUGGCAUCACCAUCAUCUGGAAGUGACGACAAUCGGGGUACCGCGAAUGCAGGGAGUGGUGACCCGUCCGGAGAUCCUAGCAGUGAAGCCAAGCUUGUUGCGACAAUCACCGAAACAAAGCCGAGAGGUGACGAGUCCGAUGAGCUGUCGUCCGAUGUCUUGGUUCCAAUAUCCGAAGCAUCGCUCAGUGCCGACAGCCCUCGCCUGGAAGCACCACUGCCCAUGGUGCCUGAUGUCAAGCCAACACGAGAGGAUAAGAUCCGAGCGGCCGAGGAGGCAAUGGAAGAAUUCCUGAAUCAAGACGAUGGCGCCGAAGAUUGGCUUUUGACACUAUCCCAAUUAGCCGGGGAAGACGACAAUGUCGAUGAUGAGCAAGAUCCAAGCGACGUCGAUGGCAGAGGUGCUUUGUAG